AUGAUUGUGAAACGGAACUUGAUAAGCACGUAUGUGUUGAAAUCUGAUAAGUACAAAAUGAAACAAGGCUCCAGCGAGCAACGAGCUGGGCAUCGCCAUGCUACAAGGCGCCAGAGAGUUGCAGCAAGGCACCGGCAGGCUGAGAAGAGAAAGCGGGCUGCCGUAGCAAGGCUUGAGCACACGGCAGCAACGCGUGAGCUCACUGCAGCAACGCGUGAGCUCACUGCAGCAAGGCGUGAGCUCACUGCAGCAAGGCGUGAGCACACGGCAGCAACGCGUGAGCACACGGCAGCAACGCGUGAGCUCACUGCAGCAACGCGUGAGCUCACUGCAGCAAGGCGUGAGCUCACUGCAGCAAGUCGUGAGCUCACUGCAGCAACGCGUGAGCUCACUGCAGCAACGCGUGAGCUCACUGCAGCAAGGCGUGAGCUCACUGCAGCAAGGCGUGAGCUCACUGCAGCAAGGCGUGAGCUCACUGCAGCAACGCGUGAGCUCACUGCAGCAACGCGUGAGCUCACUGCAACAACGCGUGAACUCACUGCAGCAACGCGUGAGCUCACUGCAGCAACGCGUGAGCUCACUGCAGCAACGCGUGAGCUCACUGCAGCAAGGCGUGAGCUCACUGCAGCAAGGCGUGAGCUCACUGCAGCAAGGCGUGAGCUCACUGCAGCAACGCGUGAGCUCACUGCAGCAACGCGUGAGCUCACUGCAGCAACGCGUGAGCUCACUGCAGCAACGAGUGAGCUCACUGCAGCAACGCGUGAGCUCACUGCAGCAACGCGUGAGCUCACUGCAGCAACGCGUGAGCUCACUGCAGCAACGCGUGAGCUUACUGCAGCAACGCGUGAGCUCACUGCAGCAACGCGUGAGCUCACUGCAGCAACGCGUGAGCUCACUGCAGCAACGCGUGAGCUCACUGCAGCAACGCGUGAGCUCACUGCAGCAACGCGUGAGCUCACUGCAGCAACGCGUGAGCUCACUGCAGCAACGCGUGAGCUCACUGCAGCAACGCGUGAGCUCACUGCAGCAACGCGUGAGCUCACUGCAGCAACGCGUGAGCUCACUGCAACAACGCGUGAGCUCACUGCAGCAACGCGUGAGCUCACUGCAGCAACGCGUGAGCUCACUGCAGCAACGCGUGAGCUCACUGCAGCAAGGCGUGAGCUCACUGCAGCAAGGCGUGAGCUCACUGCAGCAAGGCGUGAGCUCACUGCAGCAACGCGUGAGCUCACUGCAGCAACGCGUGAGCUCACUGCAGCAACGAGUGAGCUCACUGCAGCAACGCGUGAGCUCACUGCAGCAACGCGUGAGCUCACUGCAGCAACGCGUGAGCUCACUGCAGCAACGCGUGAGCUCACUGCAGCAAGGCGUGAGCUCACUGCAGCAAGUCGUGAGCUCACUGCAGCAAGGCGUGAGCUCACUGCAGCAAGGCGUGAGCACACGGCAGCAACGCGUGAGCACACGGCAGCAACGCGUGAGCUCACUGCAGCAACGCGUGAGCUCACUGCAGCAAGGCGUGAGCUCACUGCAGCAAGGCGUGAGCUCACUGCAGCAAGGCGUGAGCACACGGCAGCAACGCGUGAGCACACGGCAGCAAUGCGUGAGCUCACUGCAGCAACGCGUGAGCUCACUGCAGCAAGGCGUGAGCUCACUGCAGCAAGUCGUGAGCUCACUGCAGCAACGCGUGAGCUCACUGCAGCAACGCGUGAGCUCACUGCAUCAACGCGUGAGCUCACUGCAGCAACGCGUGAGCUCACUGCAGCAACGCGUGAGCUCACUGCAGCAACGCGUGAGCUCACUGCAGCAACGCGUGAGCUCACUGCAGCAACGCGUGAGCUCACUGCAGCAACGCGUGAGCUCACUGCAGCAACGCGUGAGCUCGCUGCAGCAACGCGUGAGCUCACUGCAGCAACGCGUGAGCUCACUGCAGCAAGGCGUGAGCUCACUGCAGCAACGCGUGAGCUCACUGCAGCAACGCGUGAGCUCGCUGCAGCAACGCGUGAGCUCACUGCAGCAACGCGUGAGCUCACUGCAGCAACGCGUGAGCUCACUGCAGCAAGGCGUGAGCUCACUGCAGCAACGCGUGAGCUCGCUGCAGCAACGCGUGAGCUCGCUGCAGCAACGCGUGAGCUCACUGCAGCAACGCGUGAGCUCACUGCAGCAACGCGUGAGCUCACUGCAGCAACGCGUGAACUCACUGCAGCAACGCGUGAGCUCACUGCAGCAACGCGUGAGCUCACUGCAGCAACGCGUGAGCUCACUGCAGCAACGCGUGAGCUCACUGCAGCAACGCGUGAGCUCACUGCAGCAACGCGUGAGCUCACUGCAGCAACGCGUGAGCUCACUGCAGCAACGCGUGAGCUCACUGCAGCAACGCGUGAGCUCACUGCAGCAACGCGUGAGCGUGCGCAAUAA
Molecule: messenger RNA, 2415 nt
Organism: Closterium sp. Naga37s-1
Lineage: Eukaryota; Viridiplantae; Streptophyta; Zygnematophyceae; Desmidiales; Closteriaceae
Source: the annotation of a GenBank genome assembly